AUGAUUGUAAAUGAUUUCGCAAAAGAAGUAAAUCAGACCAGAAGUAGAGAACUUUUAGACGCUCUUCGCACAGUACUUGAACUGCAAGACGAAAUCAAAGAGUUUAUUGGUUCACACCCAGUCACCCUAUCUCAGGAAGCUAUUGAGUAUCUUUUGAAUGAGGACUACUUGGUUUGUGAAAAAACAGAUGGAAUACGAGUGAUGCUAUUUGUAUUUGAGGGUUUUAUCUACUUUUACGAUCGAAAGAACAGAUUCUACCAGACUGAUCUCCUUUUCAAUGCACCUUAUAUAUUUUUAUUUGACGGGGAAAUGUAUCUAGAAAAAGGUAGAAAUGAUAAAUACAUUUUUUCUAUGUUUGAUUGCCUGAUUUAUGACUCAAGAUCUAGAAUUCACUCAGAUCUCAAUAAAAGAUUGUGGUAUUGCUUUCAGUUUGAAAAGAUUGUACAGAAAGGUUUUAUUAAGCGCAAGAAUGACUCAAUCCUUAAGAGCUUCUACAUCGCUGGAAAGCCAAUGUACAAGAGCUAUUCAUUUCCACAGAUAUUGGACAGCAUUUCUAAACUUUUGCAUGAAAACGACGGGCUGAUAUUUACGCCAGUAAAUGAACCAUAUUUGCUUUGUGCAAGAUCAAAGAUCUUCAAAUGGAAACCUCCACACCUCAAUACUAUUGAUUUUUUAAUCAAGAAGACAAUAAAUUCAGGCAUACUUUCGCUCUUUUGUAACGUCUCUGGCCAGCAGAUGGACAUUUUAGAGAAAAUGAAUUUCCGAGAUACGUUUGUCUUCUUUGACUUCUAUUUUACCGAUGAUGAGACCAUUGACUUGGACAAUAAAAUUGGAGAGUUUACCUUUGAUUUCGAAAAGGAAGUAAUCAACAUUGAUGAUCUCACACUCCAAACUGGUGGAUGGUGUUUACACAGGAUCAGGUCUGAUAAAAACACACCAAACAAUAUUAAAAUAGUAUUAGAUACAUUUGAUUCACUGAAGGAAUCAGUUAAGGAAGAAGACUUGAAGAAACAUCAGGAACAGAUGAUGAAAGCAUAUAAAGAAAGAGCAAGUAGCCAAACUAUCGUUUCUGACAAAUAG
This is a messenger RNA of Vittaforma corneae ATCC 50505, 1080 nucleotides long. RefSeq lists its product as uncharacterized. Bases 1 to 1080 code for a protein of 359 amino acids. NCBI's taxonomy places the organism in Eukaryota, Fungi, Microsporidia, Nosematidae. Gene Ontology annotation, biological process: 7-methylguanosine mRNA capping. The transcript has a single exon. The record is from RefSeq and is a predicted model, not a curated record. Gene Ontology annotation, molecular function: ATP binding; mRNA guanylyltransferase activity.